This is a messenger RNA of Mytilinidion resinicola, 1773 nucleotides long. RefSeq lists its product as uncharacterized. The transcript has 2 exons. The coding region runs from base 1 to 1434 and encodes 477 amino acids. NCBI's taxonomy places the organism in Eukaryota, Fungi, Ascomycota, Dothideomycetes, Mytilinidiales, Mytilinidiaceae. The record is from RefSeq and is a predicted model, not a curated record.
AUGCCUUUCAUUGGUUCUACCGCAGCAGAUAGAGACGUGAUCGAUAGGGACCCGGGGGACUUCGACUCAUGCGGAGGCAAGUCAGGAAUAACAGAAGAUUCUGUCGUCGACGAUUCACCAUCACAAUGCGAGGACUCCCCAGCAGCGUCAAAGAAGGGUACUUCGCCAUAUGCUCAAGCUGUAAGGGCACGGAAGAUACCCCACUCCGCAAAUGAGGCCAGCACCCAAGACCUCCUAAUACUCAAGAUGAUGGACGCGGGGGAACCUUGGCCCAAGAUCCACGCAGCAUUCGAGAAUCUUACUCACCACAAACCAAGCAGUGCUGCACUACAGAAGCGCUACAAGCGCAUGAAGACGAACUUCGGCCAAGCAAGCUCCAAAUUGCAUGGCGUAGUUGAACCGAACGCCAAUCCAGGAAAGGGCUCAAAGGGCCCCACAGCAAACUCAACACACUCUACACGAGAUGUAAUUUCCGUCGAGGUGGAACUCGAGUCGGAGAAUACAGCAGUCGGUCCGACCAGUGAGGUCCCGAAAGGCGCGCUCGACUUUGCAUCCUUAGCGCAAAGGUUCAAUUGCUACGAUGAGGAAUCGCUUCACAGCAUCAUACUGAUCCCAAACUUCCUCAAUCCUUGGGCUGAAUUUCGAGACAUUUUUCUCCUUGCCACAAGCCCUUGUGGACCCCCUUACCGAGUUACCGAAGAGCUAGAGCGCACUACAUUCGGAUAUAUUAAGGACGUCGGAGCUACGCCUUAUGAUUGGCCCGACGAGGAUGAAGUCAAGCAUUGGGGCCCUCUCGAACACUACGGCUGCGUCAUUUACAAGAUUUGUAAGACCUUUGCGACCAAAUUGGGCCCACUGCAUAACGCCUUCCGGGGAAAGAAUGGACUUGAAGCUGUACAGAACGUGGCUGCGCUCGUGCAUUGCGUGGAAAGAGAGUACUACGAAGCGUUCCAAUCCAAGCCUUCUGACCUUGUUCGUGGCAUUGAAGAGCGAAAGCCUACCAAGAUUCCACAUCUAUCGCCUAUUCCGUAUGUGAGAGCUCUCGAACGACUUGGCGGCAAUACCACGGAAAAUGCCCGCCAUUACACCUUGAUGACUACGGAGAGGUGGCUCAAUAAGUCAACAAAGAAAGAACUUCUGCGUUUCAUCACGGAUGAGGAGACGCUGCUGGAAGAGAUACCGAUCAAAGACUUGAAGCAAUUCGCCCUGAAAGUGCUCAUACGCACGGUGGAGGAGACCAACGAUAGGGCGGUACUCUAUGACCUUAUUGAAGGUAAUCCCACAGAAGUGGAAGAAAUGAAGGAACUUGCCUUGAGGACGCUUCCGGGAAGACUAGCGAGUGUGCCGGAUAAGACCAAGUUAGAAGCUUUCAUCAAGGAGCAUAACUUGGAGGAUGAAGACGACGGUGCUGGGAUGCCAGUCAUAUCUCUGUAGACUCCGACGCCAAAAUGCGGAGGCAAUGUCAAAUCUUAUGGAAGUGGAUUGAAGGGCAGACUGGAGACGGUUAUUUUGGGGUUCAUAUUGGAAGCGCUCUAGGCAGAGUGUGCUCAAGUAACACGGCCGUCUAAGUCACUCCAGCCUAGUGCGUGGUUCUGCUGGUAAAAAUUGGGACUGGGGUUGACUCGAGGUGGCUUUUGGGGAUGACUGAUGUUUCUGCUUCACUUCACUUCACUUCCCAUUCAUCUGAGCUCUACUAGAGUAGUCCACUACUCCUACAUCCGUGAUCUUUUAUCUCUUAGUCUAGUACUCUUAUUCUACUCAGCUCAUGGGCGC